AUGUCCUCCCAAUUCUUCCCAGAGCGUAUCACAGUGCGGCCGAGGUACCAGCACUUCCCCAUGGAUCUGCUGGCAGUACCACCUCCUGCUUACAUCGCAUUGCAUCGCUCUUCGCCUGUUUCGGUUGUAGCCGGCGUGUCGCAGUGGCCGCGUGUGCCUCUGGCCUGCAUCUCUGGCAUCUCUGGCGCGAGGGCCCUGCUCGAGCGGAGGCAAGCCGAAGGGCUGCAGGCCGCCCCGGAGGAGGACUUCAGCGACGAGACUGACAGUGAUUUUGAGGCAUUCUGA
Symbiodinium natans is the source of this 285-nucleotide messenger RNA. Lineage: Eukaryota; Dinophyceae; Suessiales; Symbiodiniaceae. The record is from the annotation of a GenBank genome assembly.